AUGUGCCUUGAUGUGGCAUGUUGCGAAUCGUAUGGCAUCUUCGCCAUUCCGGUCGGCGACCAACAUGGUGCCAGACAGGAGAUCAGGGGCGCGACCAGAGAGCCAGGCGAAUUGCGAGGUAGGAGGGUGCACAGGAGUGGCGCAAGGGGCAUUAAGGUGCGUGAAAGGAAGGCGGGGAAAAAUAAGCCGAAGGAAAGGGGGACGUGUAUGAAGGAGAGGGGAGUGAGCAGGGAGGCAAGGAAGUGA
Messenger RNA from Babesia bigemina, 246 nucleotides. RefSeq lists its product as hypothetical. The transcript has a single exon. Lineage: Eukaryota; Apicomplexa; Aconoidasida; Piroplasmida; Babesiidae. The record is from RefSeq and is a predicted model, not a curated record. Bases 1 to 246 code for a protein of 81 amino acids.